Molecule: messenger RNA, 1908 nt
Organism: Punica granatum (pomegranate)
Lineage: Eukaryota; Viridiplantae; Streptophyta; Magnoliopsida; Myrtales; Lythraceae
Source: RefSeq, a predicted model, not a curated record
UCUCUCUCUAACCGUAGAUUGAGAGAGGAUGCUAUCCACAAUCCAAUUCCCCCGCUCUCUCUCCCGCUUCCCUCUCCCCCUCCGCCCUCUCCAAGCCCUUUCCUCCUCCCACCGCUCCGCCACCACCUCCGCCCUCACCGACCAGUCCCCGCCCUCCACUUCCCCCUCCCCCUCCUCCUCCUCCUCCUCCUCUUCCUCCCAGAUCCUCUCCAUCCGCCACUCCCUCCUUUCCCGCGAGCUCACCGCCACCCAGGUCGCCGAGUCCUACCUCUCCCGCCUCCGCCUCGUCGAGCCCCACCUCAACUCCUUCCUCCAUGUCUCCGACUCCGUCCUCCGUGAAGCCCAGGAGAUCGACGACAAGCUCAGCCGGAACGAGGACAUCGGCCCCUUGGCCGGCGUACUCGUUGGCGUCAAGGACAACAUUUGCACGGCCGACAUGCCAUCCACUGGCGGGUCCCGUAUUCUGGAGAAUUACCGGCCGCCCUUCGAUGCAACCGCGGUGAAGAGAGUGAAGGCAUUGGGAGGGAUUGUCGUGGGGAAGACCAAUUUGGAUGAGUUUGGGAUGGGAAGCACCACUGAAGGAUCUGCCUACAAGGUGACUUCGAACCCCUGGGACAUUUCUCGGGUGCCCGGAGGUUCUUCGGGAGGAUCGGCUGCAGCUGUCUCUGCGAGGCAGUGUGCCGUGUCUCUUGGGAGCGAUACAGGUGGCAGCGUAAGACAGCCCGCUUCAUUUUGCGGUGUUGUCGGAUUAAAACCAACCUAUGGACGUGUCUCAAGGUAUGGACUUAUGGCUUAUGCUUCGUCGCUCGAUGUGAUCGGGUGCUUCGGGUCAUCAGUUGCGGAUGCUGGGAUCCUUCUCGGUGCCAUCUCCGGUCAUGAUAGGCUAGACGCAACGAGCAGUGACAGAGGGGCUCCUGAUUUUACUGCUCACUUCCCUCCUGCCGAUGCAUUUGGAGCUAAACCUUUGCAAGGCUUACGAGUCGGUCUUAUCCGUGAGACUCUCGACAGUGGUGUUGACCACGGGGUAACGUCUACGGUACAGCGUGCGGCUUCACACCUGGAAGAACUAGGGUGCACUGUGAAAGAGGUCUCACUGCCAUCGUUCUCACUUGGCUUGCCUGCCUAUUAUAUCCUGGCAUCAUCUGAAUCAUCUUCUAACUUGUCACGCUACGAUGGAGUUAGGUACGGGAGCCAAGCUGCUGCCGAGGAGCUGAACUCUCUAUAUGGGGAUUCCCGAGCCAGAGGAUUUGGUGCCGAGGUCAAGAUGAGGAUUUUGAUGGGAACAUAUGCCCUUUCAGCUGGCUAUUACAACGCAUACUACAAGCGUGCCCAGCAGGUAAGAACAGUCAUUAGGAAAAGCUUUAAGGCGGCAUUAGAUGAGAAUGAUAUCUUGAUUUCGCCAGCUGCUCCAUCUGCUGCUUAUAAAAUUGGUGAAAAGAAGAAUGAUCCAUUGGCUAUGUAUGCUGGGGACAUCAUGACCGUGAAUGUCAAUUUGGCGGGAUUACCUGCACUGGUAUUGCCUUGUGGAUUUGUUGAAGGUGGGCCUGCUGGCCUUCCUGUUGGUCUUCAAAUGAUUGGCGCGGCAUUUGACGAGGAGAAACUGCUGAAGGUGGGCCAUAUAUUUGAGCAGACGUUGCAAGGUCACAGAUUCGUACCUCCACUUUAGCCGAUGAAGUCGCAUGCUAGCUCGAAAAAUAUCCCAAUGGCGUGGAGUUGCUAGGGAUGCUCAAGUCUGAAUAUAGCUUAUGAAGUUUGGGAUUUAGCUGCGAGGAUUAUUAGAUCGUAGGUCGGUCUUGAGUUUGCUUAUGUUAAACUUUGAUUUUCUAUGUCUCCGGAGGUAUCGAUCGGCCAUUGCCGUUCUUUUUGUAUCCUCAAAAGAUAAAUGAUAUUUAGUCGCGCCUUCGUUGA